This is a messenger RNA of Colletotrichum truncatum, 1719 nucleotides long. RefSeq lists its product as uncharacterized. Gene Ontology annotation, cellular component: nucleus. The record is from RefSeq and is a predicted model, not a curated record. Lineage: Eukaryota; Fungi; Ascomycota; Sordariomycetes; Glomerellales; Glomerellaceae. Gene Ontology annotation, molecular function: DNA-binding transcription factor activity, RNA polymerase II-specific; transcription cis-regulatory region binding; zinc ion binding. Gene Ontology annotation, biological process: positive regulation of transcription by RNA polymerase II.
AUGAAGAUGCCAACUCUUUGUGAACGCAAGAGAACCGGAUGUCUUGUAUGCAGAGCGAAGAGAAAGAAAUGCGAUGAGAGGAAGCCCGUAUGUCUUUCAUGUGCCAAAAAAAGCGAACAGUGCGUUUGGCCAAAUAACUGGAAAGAGCCGCAAACGGCUGAUGCUUUUGCCUAUGCCGACACAUCCAAGACUGUAGUACCUGGUUGUUCAAAACGCGACCAGAGGACUUCAAGUAAUGCUACCCGACCACAAGCCGAGUUCACCAGCAGUACGGAAUCACCGGAACAUGCUUCUUUGCAGCCAAUGUCGGAGUUGGCAUCGCAAAAGACAAGUCUCGAGAGGACUUACUUCCGUGGCAAAGGCUUUCGCGAUUCCCCAAAGCUUUUGCAUCAUCCACUCGUUGUACCUUCGAGCGUACAGUUAGACAGCGAUGACUUCCAAGUGCUCUUCCAGCACUUCAUCUCGCGGUCGAUGCCCUCCAUGUCCGCCGACGAUGUGGAUACGGAGAUCUAUGUCAGCCUACUGGUGCCUUUGGGUCUCACCGAUGACCUCGUUCUCAAGUGCAUGCUGGCACUGAGCAGCUUGCAAUAUAUGCUGUACAACCCCACCAACAGCAAAGCCAUCAAGCUUUCCAAUACCUGCUACUCCAGAGCCAUAUCGGCAAUGCGGGAUCGCGUGGCUCUUAGCAGUACCGAAUCGCAGAAUGAUCAAACGGAGUCUCUUUGCUCCGCAAGCAUUUUAUUAGCCUUGACGGAAACUUCACGAGGCGACUCAGGCACCAAUCAUGUCGACUUUGCAAGCCAUCUUCUUCAAAGCAUGUCGCCGUCACUGCGUAGAAGUGUCGAUCAGAGACUAUACAAGCACCUUUUGCGAAUUUGCGUGUUUCUGCGUAUUGAAAGCUCCACGGAAGAGCCCCCAUCACUACUUACGCCGGCAAAGCUUAGAAAGCAGACAGACAUGCAGAUACUCGGUGCUCAACUCUGGGAAGCUGAAAGCAGAGCUCAGACACUGCUGCAAUCUGAAGAGCGUGGACUUUUUCAGUCCCCCUUCAUCACUGGAUUGUUGACGAUACCACACCUCGGGCGUCUACAAAACGCAGAUUGCGUCAAGCAACUCAGUAACCAAGAGAUAAGUGCACAACUGGCAGCGAUCGAGAUGCAGAUAAUGUCCUGGGCGCCCCCAUUACCGAAUACUAGCCUCAAGGUUCGCCAGGUUUGGACUCUUUGGCGAUUGGCAAUGCUGCUAUUGCUGUACGAUUCACCCGUAGCCGGAAACUUCUGGCAAGCUUCGAAGCGGAACGAUUGUUUUAAUGGGUUUAUGCAAGAGCUCAAGUUGAUUCCCAAGGGCCAUGGGAGCUUCGGUCUACUGAUGUGGCCCAUAAUGAUAGCGGGGUCUUGUGCCCAGUUGCCUGAACACCAGAAGUUGAUCCAAGACCACCUGGACCACUGUUGCUGCUCUCUUGCAACGCGGAUGCCGGCCCUGAUUGCGGAUAUGCUCAAGCUGACAUGGGAAAGUCAACCAACGGACCAUGGAAUGGAUGAGAGCCCUGAAGCUGUGAAUGAAUUCACGAUCGAUCCAAUGUUCCUGUUCACCGCGACCUCAUCAUCAGCAAAAGAAUCAUCAGCGGCAUCGCUGUUCUCAGCAUCACCGUCGCCAACAGAUGAUUCAAAACAGGAUGAGUUGGGAAGAAAACCGUUGAGCGAACAGGAAGUUGGGUGA